UUAUUGACUAUCGAUGUAUCGUCGUACAUGUGUUACGAACCGCAACAACAAGUGUUGAUCGCAUUGAUCGUGUGCGAAGCGAUUGUGAUAACACGGCUGGCAAUAAAAUAAUUUAAUUUAUUAAUUAUUUACAUUAGUUAGCAGCAAGAUGUACACACGACUUUUGCAAAAUUUCGGCAACAGCGUCAGGUGCAUGGCCACAAAAGCCACACCAAAGGUAAAGCCGAUCAACAAAAUUUUAAUAUCAAAUCGAGGCGAAAUAGCAUGUCGCGUCAUCAGAACUGCUCGCAAACUGGGUGUGCGAACUGUGGCUGUCUAUUCCGAUCCCGAUGAGCACAGCCUGCACACUGAGUUGGCCGACGAAGCAUAUCGCGUUGGCGAGGCAGCGUCUUAUUUGCGUGGCGAACGAAUUCUGGAGAUCGCCAAACAGUCAGGUGCGCAAGCAAUACAUCCCGGAUAUGGCUUUCUCUCCGAGUCAGUAGAGUUUGCUGAGCUGUGUCAGAAAGAAGGUGUCAUAUUCAUGGGCCCACCCAGCUCAGCCAUACGCGAUAUGGGCAUAAAAAGCACCAGCAAGGCCAUUAUGGCAGCUGCAGGAGUGCCCAUUAUUAAUGGAUACCAUGGCGAUGACCAGUCGGACGCAUGUUUACAAGCCGAGGCUGCCAUAAUUGGCUUUCCCCUAAUGAUCAAGGCGGUGCGUGGUGGAGGCGGUAAGGGUAUGAGAAUUGCAGAGAAACCCGAAGAUUUUCUUACUGCUUUGAACUCGGCGCGCACUGAAUCCUUGAAGGCUUUUGGCGAUAGUUCAGUGCUGCUCGAGCGCUACGUGCGCUCACCCCGACACGUGGAGGUGCAAGUAUUUGCUGAUCAAUAUGGUGAUGCUGUUUAUCUAUGGGAACGCGAUUGCUCAGUGCAGCGUCGUCAUCAAAAAAUCAUUGAAGAGGCCCCAGCGCCUGGUCUAACUGAAGAAUUGCGUCGUGAGCUGGGCGAAGCUGCCGUACGCGCAGCUAAGGCCGUGGGCUAUGUAGGUGCGGGCACUGUUGAGUUUAUACUGGACAAAGAGGACUUGUCUUUUCACUUUAUGGAAAUGAAUACGCGUCUGCAAGUCGAACAUCCCAUAUCAGAGAUGAUUACCGGCACCGAUCUCGUGGAAUGGCAGAUUCGCAUUGCCGCUGGCGAACCGCUGCCGCUGACGCAGGCCCAGAUCACACGCCGCGGGCAUGCCUUUGAGGCACGCAUAUAUGCAGAGAAUCCUCGCGGUGGCUUUUUGCCUGGCGCCGGACCAUUGCGCUAUCUGAACACCCCAAAGCCAAGUGCUGAGGUGCGUGUGGAGACAGGCGUACGAGAAGGCGAUGAGGUAUCUGUACACUACGAUCCCAUGAUUGCCAAAUUGGUCGUUUGGGGCGAGAAUCGCACCCAGGCACUAAACUCGCUGAUUGCGCGCUUGGGCGAAUAUCAUAUUUCUGGUCUCGAAACAAACAUCAAUUUUCUCAUUGACUUAGCCUCGCACCCGGAGUUCCAGCUAGCCAAUGUGCACACAGGCUUCAUUGAAGAACACUUUGAUACACUCUUUCCGCCCAUAGUCGUUGAACAGCAGCAACUGAGCCAAGCCGCUCUGUCGCUGAUCUUCAAUGAGCUACAGGCUGCGAGCACCAAUGCCAGCUGUCGGCAGGAUCCUUUUGCUGCAGCAGCAAAUAUACGUCUCAAUUACGCACUAAUUCGCAGCUAUAACUUGAAGGCACAUGACAAAGUUUAUGCCGUGGAUGUAAAGUAUGAUAAUGGGAACAUCGAUAUCCGCGUCGAUGGCGGCGCUUGGCAAGUCAUUAAAGCCGAGCGCGUUCAGGAUAAUGGACGCUUGAAAAUACGCGCUAACAUUGAUAGCAACAUAUCAACCUACAGUGCCAACAUCGAUGGCGCACAUGUAACGCUAUUCUUGGAGAAUGGCAAAUUGGACUUUGAGCUGGUGCAGCCCAAAUUCCUGAGCGCUCAAGCUGAUCAGCUAGGUAGUGGCGGCUCCCGUGUGGUGGCUCCUAUGCCUGGCGUCUUGGAAAAAAUCUUGGUCAAGCCCGGAGAUAUAGUCAAGAAGGGUGACAGUCUAGCUGUGCUAAUCGCUAUGAAAAUGGAGCAUAUUUUGAAAGCACCAAAGGAUGCUACAAUCAAAUCGAUUGGCGGAGCUGUUGGUGACAAUAUGGCCAAGGGUGCGGCAGUCAUAACAUUCGUUGACGACGAUGUCAACAACUAAGGAAUCAGCUGUGAUUCAACCGAAACUUGUUGCAUUUAUUAUGUACAGAACUUUACUUGUUGCAUUUAUUUCUGUGCCCCGAAAUUGAUCGGAUCAAUUUUAAGCUAAACCACGUGCAUUUAUUAGACUUAAGCGUAGAUAUUUCCAUUUAAUGGAACUUUGUUAUAACUUGUCUCGAGGCAAUAAAUAAUACUGGGUGUAAUUAUUUUAUA
Molecule: messenger RNA, 2448 nt
Organism: Drosophila hydei
Lineage: Eukaryota; Metazoa; Arthropoda; Insecta; Diptera; Drosophilidae
Gene: Mccc1
Product: methylcrotonoyl-CoA carboxylase subunit alpha, mitochondrial
Exons: 7
Coding region: 149-2236 (695 amino acids)
Cellular component (GO): mitochondrion
Molecular function (GO): metal ion binding; ATP binding; methylcrotonoyl-CoA carboxylase activity
Source: RefSeq, a predicted model, not a curated record